Cynocephalus volans (Philippine flying lemur) is the source of this 2613-nucleotide messenger RNA. It is a transcript of the gene SLITRK4, whose product is annotated as SLIT and NTRK like family member 4. Gene Ontology annotation, molecular function: protein binding. The transcript has 2 exons. Gene Ontology annotation, biological process: regulation of presynapse assembly; positive regulation of synapse assembly; axonogenesis. Bases 100 to 2613 code for a protein of 837 amino acids. The record is from RefSeq and is a predicted model, not a curated record. Gene Ontology annotation, cellular component: glutamatergic synapse; membrane. NCBI's taxonomy places the organism in Eukaryota, Metazoa, Chordata, Mammalia, Dermoptera, Cynocephalidae.
GCGGCGCGGCGGGCGCGGCGGGCCCUGCAUAAGACGCCAGGCUCCAAAGAUUAUUUCUCUUUAUUCAGAAGCAUAAAGUUGUUUGCUGAUUACAAGAAGAUGUUUCUUUGGCUCUUUCUGAUUUUAUCAGCCCUGAUUUCUUCGACAAGUGCAGAUUCUGACAUAUCAGUGGAAAUUUGCAAUGUGUGCUCCUGCGUGUCAGUUGAAAAUGUGCUCUAUGUCAACUGUGAGAAGGUUUCAGUCUACAGACCAAAUCAGCUGAAACCACCUUGGUCUAAUUUUUAUCACCUCAAUUUCCAAAACAAUUUUUUAAAUAUCCUCUACCCAAAUACAUUCUUGAAUUUUUCACACGCAGUAUCCCUGCAUCUGGGAAAUAAUAAACUGCAGAACAUUGAGGGAGGAGCCUUUCUUGGGCUCAGUGCAUUAAAGCAGUUGCACUUGAACAACAAUGAAUUAAAGAUUCUCCGAGCUGACACUUUCCUUGGUAUAGAGAACUUGGAGUAUCUCCAGGCUGACUACAAUUUAAUCAAGUAUAUUGAACGAGGAGCCUUCAAUAAGCUCCACAAACUGAAAGUUCUCAUUCUUAAUGACAAUCUGAUUUCAUUCCUUCCUGAUAAUAUUUUUCGAUUCGCAUCUUUGACCCAUCUGGAUAUAAGAGGGAAUAGGAUCCAGAAGCUGCCCUAUAUCGGAGUUCUGGAACACAUUGGCCGUGUCGUUGAAUUGCAACUGGAAGACAACCCUUGGAACUGCAGCUGUGAUUUGUUGCCUUUAAAAGCUUGGCUGGAGAACAUGCCAUAUAACAUUUACAUAGGAGAAGCUAUCUGUGAAACUCCCAGUGACUUAUAUGGAAGACUUUUAAAAGAAACCAACAAACAAGAAUUAUGCCCCAUGGGAACAGGCAGUGAUUUUGAUGUACGCAUCCUGCCUCCAUCUCAACUGGACAAUGGCUACACCACUCCCAAUGGUCACACUACCCAAACAUCCUCACACAGAUUAGUGACCAAACCACCGAAAACGACAAAUCCUUCCAAAAUCUCUGGCAUAGUGGCAGGCAAAGCUCUCUCCACCCGCAAUCUCAGUCAGAUUGUGUCUUACCAAACUAGGGUGCCUCCUCUUACACCUUGCCCAGCACCUUGCUUUUGCAAAACACAUCCUUCCGAUUUGGGACUGAGUGUUAACUGCCAAGAGAAAAAUAUUCAGUCCAUGUCUGAACUGGUACCGAAACCUUUAAAUGCCAAGAAGCUGCAUGUCAAUGGCAAUAGCAUCAAAGAUGUGGACAUCUCAGACUUCACAGAGUUUGAAGGACUGGAUUUGCUUCAUUUAGGCAGCAAUCAGAUUACAGUGAUCAAGGGAGAUGUAUUCCACAAUCUUACUAAUCUACGCAGGCUGUAUCUCAAUGGCAAUCAGAUCGAAAGACUCUAUCCUGAAAUAUUUUCAGGCCUUCAUAACCUGCAGUAUCUGUACUUGGAAUACAAUUUGAUUAAGGAAAUCUUAGCAGGCACCUUUGACUCCAUGCCAAAUUUACAGUUACUGUACUUAAACAAUAAUCUCUUAAAGAGCCUGCCUGUUUACAUUUUUUCUGGAGCAUCCCUUGCUAGACUGAACCUGAGGAAUAACAAAUUCAUGUACCUCCCUGUCAGUGGGGUCCUCGAUCAGCUGCAGUCUCUUACACAAAUUGACUUGGAGGGCAACCCCUGGGACUGCACGUGUGACUUGGUGGCGUUAAAGCUGUGGCUGGAGAAGUUGAACGAUGGGAUUGUUGUGAAAGAACUGAAAUGUGAGACACCUGUUCAGUUUGCCAACAUCGAACUAAAGUCCCUCAAAAAUGAAAUCUUAUGUCCCAAACUUUUAAACAAGCCAUCUGCACCAUUCACGAGCCCUGCACCCGUCAUUACAUUCACCACCCCGUUGGGGCCCAUUAGAAGUCCUCCUGGUGGCCCAGUGCCUCUGUCUAUUUUAAUCUUAAGUAUCUUAGUGGUCCUUAUUUUAACUGUGUUUGUUGCUUUUUGCCUUCUUGUUUUUGUGCUGCGACGCAACAAGAAACCCACGGUGAAGCACGAAGGCCUGGGAAAUCCGGAAUGUGGCUCCAUGCAGCUGCAGCUAAGGAAGCAUGACCACAAAACCAAUAAAAAAGAUGGACUGAGCACAGAAGCUUUUAUUCCACAAACCAUAGAACAGAUGAGCAAGAGCCACACCUGUGGCUUGAAAGAGUCAGAAACCGGAUUCAUGUUUUCAGAUCCUCCAGGACAGAAAGUCAUUAUGAGAAAUGUUGCCGACAAGGAGAAAGAUUUAUUACAUGUGGAUACCAGGAAGAGACUGAGCACAAUUGAUGAGCUGGAUGAACUAUUCCCCAGCAGGGAUUCCAAUGUGUUUAUUCAGAAUUUUCUUGAAAGCAAAAAGGAGUAUAAUAGCAUAGGUGUCAGUGGCUUUGAGAUUCGCUAUCCAGAAAAACAACAAGACAAAAAAAACAAGAAGUCACUGAUAGGUGGCAACCACAGUAAAAUUGUUGUGGAGCAAAGGAAGAGUGAGUAUUUUGAACUGAAGGCAAAACUUCAGAGUUCCCCUGACUACCUACAGGUCCUUGAGGAGCAAACAGCUUUGAACAAGAUCUAG